AUGAGCAGAGGAGAGCUUCCACGUCUGACAGAAGUUGACAGGGACAAGAGAAGUCAAGAGGAACCAGCGGGUAAUCAAGAGGAACCAGCGGGUAAUCAAGAGGAACCAGCGAGUAAUCAAGAGGAACCAGAGAGUAAUCAAGAGGAACCAGCGGGUAAUCAAGAGGAACCAGCGGGUAAUCAAGAGGAACCAGAGAGUAAUCAAGAGGAACCAGCGGGUAAUCAAGAGGAACCAGCGGGUAAUCAAGAGGAACCAGAGAGUAAUCAAGAGGAACCAGCGGGUAAUCAAGAGGAACCAGCGAGUAAUCAAGAGGAACCAGCGGGUAAUCAAGAGGAACCAGAGAGUAAUCAAGAGGAACCAGCGAGUAAUCAAGAGGAACCAGCGAGUAAUCAAGAGGAACCAGCGAGUAAUCAAGAGGAACCAGCGAGUAAUCAAGAGGAACCAGCGAGUAAUCAAGAGGAACCAGAGAGUAAUCAAGAGGAACCAGAGAGUAAUCAAGAGGAACCAGCGAGUAAUCAAGAGGAACCAGAGAGUAAUCAAGAGGAACCAGAGAGUAAUCAAGAGGAACCAGCGAGUAAUCAAGAGGAACCAGACAGCAGUUAA
Procambarus clarkii (red swamp crayfish) is the source of this 603-nucleotide messenger RNA. The record is from RefSeq and is a predicted model, not a curated record. Lineage: Eukaryota; Metazoa; Arthropoda; Malacostraca; Decapoda; Cambaridae.